AUGUCUUCGGCGCCCGAGAAGCAGCAGCCACCGCACGGCGGCGGCGGCGGCGGCGGCGGCGGCGGCGGCGGCGGCGGCGCGGCCAUGGACCCCGCGUCGUCCGGCCCGUCCAAGGCCAAGAAGACGAACGCCGGCAUCCGGCGCCCGGAGAAGCCGCCCUACUCGUACAUCGCGCUCAUCGUCAUGGCCAUCCAGAGCUCGCCCACCAAGCGCCUGACGCUCAGCGAGAUCUACCAGUUCCUGCAGAGCCGCUUCCCCUUCUUCCGCGGCUCCUACCAGGGCUGGAAGAACUCCGUGCGCCACAACCUCUCGCUCAACGAGUGCUUCAUCAAGCUGCCCAAGGGCCUCGGGCGGCCGGGCAAGGGCCACUACUGGACCAUCGACCCGGCCAGCGAGUUCAUGUUCGAGGAGGGCUCCUUUCGGCGGCGGCCGCGCGGCUUCCGAAGGAAAUGCCAGGCGCUCAAGCCCAUGUACAGCAUGAUGAACGGGCUCGGCUUCAACCACCUCCCGGACACCUACAGCUUCCAGGGCUCUGCCGGCGGCCUCUCGUGCCCGCCCAACAGCCUGGCGCUGGAGGGAGGUCUGGGCAUGAUGAACGGCCACUUGCCGGGCAACGUGGACGGCAUGGCUUUGCCCAGCCACUCGGUCCCCCACCUGCCUGCCAACGGCGGCCACUCGUACAUGGGCAGCUGCGGCGGCACGGCGGCCGGGGAGUACCCGCACCACGACGGCUCGGUUCCCGCCUCCCCGCUGCUGCCUGCGGCGGCUGGCGGGGUCAUGGAGCCCCACGCCGUCUACUCGGGCUCAGCGGCCGCUUGGCCUCCCUCUGCCUCGGCGGCGCUCAACAGCAGCGCCUCCUACAUUAAGCAGCAGCCCCUGUCCCCCUGCAACCCCGCGGCCAACCCCCUGUCCGGCAGCCUCUCCACACACUCCCUGGACCAGCCGUAUCUGCACCAGAACAGUCACAACGCCCCUGCUGAGCUGCAAGGCAUCCCGCGGUAUCACUCGCAGUCGCCCAGCAUGUGUGACCGAAAGGAGUUCGUCUUCUCUUUCAACACCAUGGCAUCCUCGUCCAUGCACUCGGCCGGCGGCGGCUCCUACUACCACCAGCAGGUCACCUACCAAGACAUCAAGCCCUGCGUCAUGUGAGGCCACAGCUCCGGGGUCCCUCCGGGCAGGGGCCGGGCGCAGGGACUUUGGAACCCGUUACCAGAAACUGCUUUUUUUUUUUUUUUUUUUUGAGGUAUAACCAUCGGCAGAAAAAAAGGGUUUGACCCCUCCCCAACCGGAUUAUUGGGAAAGGGAUCCCACGAGGCAAAGACCCAGCGAGGUCGGCACCUCCCCCCACCACCACUCCCUCAACAUUUUUUUUUUUUAAUGGUGAUGGUGGGGGCCUGAUCUGACUGCAGCUGUUGAUAAAUAAGUAUCUAUUUUUGAUCGGACUGAAACCAGCUGAGAAGGUGCUGUGUUGGGGAAGAACUCUCAACAUCUGAACACGCAUUUCUGCUGCGGUCUCUCCCCCUCUCCCCUAUCCACGGCGAAUGUCGGGGAAGGUUUUUAGGAGAAAGGCGAACGUGUGAAACCGUCAUUAUCAAAUACUUUUAUUUUUUGGUUGAGUAUUUAUCGUUUUAUUUUUAAUUUUUUUUGAAAGAAUGUCUUGGAAUACGCGUCUCCUUUUUAGAGCCGUCUCUUGUAGGGAAAGGAGGAGGCAACAAGAAAUCGCCCUCUCCCUCCCCACCUCAGAAGUCCUCCCGUCUGCCACAGGUGGAUCCUUGUGCGAGUAACUUGCAUUUCUGAAGCCACUGCUCAUCUUAGCAAAGAAACCAGGAGCCCAGAAGCAGGCGGCUCUCCCGGCCUCUGCUACCGUCCUCCUCCGCCUUCCUCUCCUUCCUUCUCUUCAGGCUUUUUUGGUUUGAUUUCGAACUUCGUUUUGACUUGUUUGGUGGGUCUCCGAUCUCUACUGUAAGCCCUCUGUUGGGAGCGUGAGGCAGGCCGGGCACCGUGGGGAUGGGGAAGGCCCGCCGAGCGCCCUGAGUCAGGAUUGCGGUGACGCAGAAAGGUUAAGGCACUUUUUAAAAAAAAAACGAUAGCAAGGCUCAUCCUGUUAUUUAUUCUACUUUCUUUCCCUAAUAACCGAAACACCGCAUAGGCUCCUCCGUUUAUCAGUAUUAAUGGUGUAACUUUGUUGGCAAUAUUUGCCGCGUAGAAUUUUUUUUUUAGAUAUCCAUUGUAAAUUUGAAACUAAGUCCGAUCUGUGUAAAGACAAAUUUCCAUAUGUUUUAUAUAAAUAUAUAUAUAUAUAAAAUGAAGGACUCCCCCCCUUUUUUUUUUAGUAUUUUGGCUGCUGAGGUGCAGCGUUUGUGACACGUAUUUUAAAUUUCCUUCUGCACUGUAUAAAAAUGACAAUUUGAGGAUGUUUUUGCCUUUUGUGUAUUUUUCCUAAAAAAGAACAAAAAUAAAAAUGUAUAACAUUUGUAUAUGGCCUUAUAUUGUAUCAACUAGAAAUAAAAUUGCAUGAGUAUUUUAUUGGGAUUGCAGAAUAUCUUCAAAAUA
Dama dama (fallow deer) is the source of this 2553-nucleotide messenger RNA. RefSeq names its product forkhead box F1 (gene FOXF1). Gene Ontology annotation, biological process: regulation of transcription by RNA polymerase II; animal organ morphogenesis. Lineage: Eukaryota; Metazoa; Chordata; Mammalia; Artiodactyla; Cervidae. The record is from RefSeq and is a predicted model, not a curated record. Bases 1 to 1149 code for a protein of 382 amino acids. Gene Ontology annotation, molecular function: DNA-binding transcription factor activity, RNA polymerase II-specific; RNA polymerase II cis-regulatory region sequence-specific DNA binding. The transcript has 2 exons. Gene Ontology annotation, cellular component: nucleus.